Messenger RNA from Aspergillus ruber CBS 135680, 3114 nucleotides. RefSeq names its product TIP120 domain-containing protein. The coding region runs from base 1 to 3114 and encodes 1037 amino acids. Gene Ontology annotation, cellular component: nucleus. The transcript has 3 exons. Lineage: Eukaryota; Fungi; Ascomycota; Eurotiomycetes; Eurotiales; Aspergillaceae. Gene Ontology annotation, biological process: SCF complex assembly; protein ubiquitination. The record is from RefSeq and is a predicted model, not a curated record.
AUGUCCAAUGACGCAAUGUCGGUUUACUCCCAAGAUGACGAGCACGAUCCCCAAGCAGACGAGCUCCGCGAGACAACACUGGUGACGCUGGAAGCUUUGAUCAGCUCCUGCAGUCAUCAGAUGCAGCCAUAUCUCUCGAAUACUAUCACCUCCGCGCUUAGGUUUCUCAAGUACGAUCCCAACGUGGCAGACAAUGAAGAGGACGAAGAGAUGGGCGGUACCCAGGACGAUGGCUCCGACGCAGAGCUUGAUCUCGAAGACGAUGACGAGUUUGAGGAUUUCGAGGAAGAAGGAGGAUAUAGCGAUGUAGAUGAUAUGAGCUGGAAAGUCCGGCGAUGUGCUGCUAAACUCCUCUACAGCGUCAUCUCGACAUACGGUAGAGGAAAGGCACUGGACGAUGCAUCCUUAUACCAGCAGAUUGCACCCGCACUCAUUGCCCGCUUCAACAAAGAAAGAGAAGAGAGCGUCAAACUAGAAGUCAUCUCCACUAUGACAGCACUUAUUCGAAAGACCAGCGAAGGGGCUGUCAUUGUCACGUCGAGUGGGUUCGAUUCAGUCGGCGGUUCCAAGAACUCCCGGAAGAGAAGACGCCAGGACAGCGAUGCCAGCGGUAUUGGAUUCGACCCAAGCAUUGGCACCCCGUCGGCUGUCGAUUCACCAGUCAUCAACCCAUCAACUCCAGAGUCUGGUCCACAGGCCGAUCUGGCACGCUCGGUUCCGACAAUUGUGCAGAGUGUCGUGAAGAUGUGGAAGCAAGCCUCGGUGCCUCUGAAGCAAGCAAUUGUGAUUCUAUUGAAGAGUCUGGCGCUCGUCCGUUAUGGCGGAUUGGCAGAACAUCUCCAGCAGAUUGAAGGGUCUAUUGUGGAUGCACUCAAAACAUCUUCCCUCUCUGGUAGUUCAGCAGCACCGUCCGGCACUGCAGUUAGCGCAGGAACACUCCAGAUCGAAACUCUUGGUCUCAUUGCUGCGAUUGCUGAAACGCAUACUUCGGAUUCUCUUUUGUCAUUCCUCCUUGCACUGAUCCCUGGUGUGAUUGGAGCGGUUGAUGAGCGAAACUACAAGGUCAGCAGCGAAGCUCUUGGUGCUGUCGAGCAGAUCGUGAAAGCUCUCACACCACCUCGUAUUUCAGCAAGCGCUCAAAAUGUUGCACCUCAGUUGGAGAAGCUGUACGAUGUGGUUCUUGCCCGUAUCACUAACACAAGUGCUGACCUUGAAGUCCGCCAGCGUGCUAUCCACGUUUUUGGUGUUCUCCUAGCACGGACUGCUGGAGAAAGAGGGACCACUUUUCUCGCUUCUGGGAGACGAUCUCAUGGUCUUUCCAUUCUGGUGGAUCGUCUCAGGAACGAAACCACUCGGCUUUCCGCUGUUCGGGCUGUUGAUGAUGUCGCGGUCUUGUGCAGCCGUGAGACGGAUGUUUCUGCGUCGUGGGCGAAUGAAGUGACACUGGAACUCAGUGCUCAACUACGCAAAUCAGACCGUGCUCUCCGGGGUGCCAGCUUGGAGGCACUGCGCAGUCUAGCUAUGAAUUCCAAGACCAGGGCCCACUUGGACCAGAAUACCAUGAAGGAAUUGAGCGGGUGUCUUUUGCCGCUCAUCAGCGCCGAGGACUUCCAUCUCCUCACCCCCUCUCUCAUAAUCCUAGCGAAACUCGUUCCAGGAAAUUCUAAGUUUUUAGUCGAUGACGGUCUAGUCUCGGCUAUCUGUUUGAUUGUCGUCCAUUCGCUUGUUGGUACUGUCCUUAGGGCAUUGCUGCUUCUGGUCAAGGUUAUUGGUGAGGAAGGUGCUGGCGCAGAGCUCAUGAAAAAGCUUUUGCGGGAUGUUGGGAUCAACGGUGACACAUCCGUUGUCGGAAGAGCGAUUGGCACCCUUCUGGUGCAUGGUGGCUCAAAAUUGGGGGUCAAGAUGGAGGAUUUCCUGACAGAACUGCAAACCUCUCAGGAUGCGCAACGCAAGUGUCUUGCUCUCGCCAUUCUCGGAGAAAUCGGACUUCGCAUGGGCGUCAAGUGCUCGUUGACUCCUGACUUAUUCAUCACUCAUUUCAAUUCCAAGUCAGAUAAGGUUCGUUUGGCUGCUGCUACUGCUCUUGGUAAUGCAGCAGCAGGCAACGUCAAGGCCUACCUGCCCAUCAUCAUGGAUGGAUUGUCCAAGUCCAGCCAACAAAGCUAUUUAUUACUUCACUCUGUGAAAGAGUUGCUUCUCCACCCCGAACUCGUGCGUCCCGAUGUUGCCCCUUCAGCAAUGAAGCUGUGGCAGGCACUUCUUGUUGUCUCGGAGGAAGAGGACAACCGUGCUAUUGGAGCGGAAUGUGUUGGGCGACUGGCAUUGAUCGAUCCGGUUGCCUACAUCCCUCAUUUCCAGGAAUAUCUCUCCAAUGAGGACCCGACGAUCCGUGGAGUUGUGAUUUCCGCUUUCCGCUACACUCUGUCGGACUCGAGCGAUACCUACAGUGACGUUUUGAGACCGUUGAUCGUGCCGCUGUUGGUCAACAUGCUCGGCGACCGGGAUCUGGGUAACCAUCGUCUGGCUCUGACAACCCUCAACUCUGCAAUUCACAACAAGAUGAAAAUAAUUCUUCCUCAUCUUAACGAACUGCUCCCGGCUGUCUUCGGUGACACUCAUGUCAAGCCGGAACUCAUCCGCCAGGUCCAGAUGGGCCCAUUCAAACAUAAGGUUGACGACGGUCUUGAGCUGCGGAAGAGCGCCUAUGAAACCCUCUACGCCUCCCUCGACACCGCCUUCUCGCGCGCCUACGUUUCAGAAUUCUACGACCGCAUUCUUGCCGGAAUCGAAGAUGAACAAGACAUCCGCACCAUCUGCAACCUAAUGACCUCCAAGCUCAUUCCUCUCGCACCAGAGGAGACACAACGCUACCUCGACCCGCUGGCAGAGCGGUACACUGCCGUCCUUUCCUUCAAGCCCAAGGACAACGCCGUCAAGCAGGAAAUCGAAAAGGCACAGGAAGCAUCCAUGGGUGUCCUCAAGAUCACGCGGGAUAUCAGCAAGGCGUUCCCGAAUGCUGAGAUCACGGGUGAGAGUCACAAGUGGAAGACUUAUAUGGAGUGGGUUCGCAAGACGUUUACCACGCAGUUCAAGAGCUUGGAAUUGGAGGUCUAG